Messenger RNA from Chrysemys picta bellii (western painted turtle), 4043 nucleotides. RefSeq names its product collectin subfamily member 12 (gene COLEC12). Lineage: Eukaryota; Metazoa; Chordata; Testudines; Emydidae. Gene Ontology annotation, molecular function: signaling receptor activity. The record is from RefSeq and is a predicted model, not a curated record.
AGACCCCUCUAGAAAAGCAGCCAGGUGGUGGCUGAGGGCUCAGCCAUUCCCUCCUCUGGGGCCAUUCUGGGGGGUGUUGGGAGAACUUCCUUGGAAGGCUUUCUCCUCCCCCUUUGGGAUUCCCGGCCGCGCUUUCCUGCCCAAGGGGGGAGCGGGGUGGCCACAAGAAGAGCGCAGCGGCUGAGCUCUCUCCUCUUCCCAGCUGAGCCGGAGGGGAGGGGCGGGGGCUGGUCGUGUGAGUUCAGGCGGGUCGGGUUAGUGCUGGAAACUCCAGGUCCCGGCGGCUGCUGAGCCCAGAGCCAGAGGGAGCGCGAGAGGCUCCUGCGCUACCUCCCCCGCACCAUGGAAGUGCAGUAAGGGAGCUCAGGGCGCCGGGAGCAAACUUCGUUGCUACAGGCUCGGAAAGUUUCCUAUGUGACCCGCUUCUGUGCCAACAUGAAAGACGACUUUGCAGAAGAGGAGGAGGUGCAGUCCUUCGGUUACAAGAGAUUUGGUAUUCAGGAGGGGACUCAAUGUACCAAAUGUAAAAAUAACUGGGCACUGAAGUUCUCCAUCAUAUUACUAUAUAUUUUGUGUGCCUUGCUAACAAUAACAGUAGCCAUUCUGGGAUACAAAGUUGUAGAAAAAAUGGACAACGUUACAGGUGGCAUGGAGACAUCCCACAGAAGAUACACUGAGAAACUCACAGAAGUGGAGAGUGGUCUGAAGAAAUUAGAUGACCAAACUGGACAAAAAGAUAUGAGCACUAACAAAGAACUUUCUAGCUUCAGAUCUGACAUUCUGGCUCUUCGCCAGCAGCUUCAGGAGAUUGCAGAGAAAACCACCAAAAACAAGGAUACACUGGAGAAGCUACAAGAUUCUGGAAAUGUAUUAGAUGACAGGCAGAGCCAAAUGAAAGGUGUCUUGGAUAGCAACUCUUUCAUGAUCAUCAGCGUCAAUAAAACUCUCCAAGCAUACACUGGCUAUAUCAACAAUCUCCAACAAGACACAAGUAAUAUCCAAACAAAUUUGCAAAGCCAAAUGCAUUCUCAUAAUGUGGUCAUCAUGAAUCUAAACAACUUAAAUCUGACACAAGUUCAACAAAGAAAUCUUAUCAGUGUUUUGCAGAGGUCUGUGGAUGAUACAAGUCAGGCUAUCCAAAGAAUCAAGAAUGACUUUCAAAAUCUGCAACAGGUUGUCCUUCAAGCACGAAAGGACACUGAUUGGCUUAAGGAGAAAGUGCAAAAUUUACAGAUGUUAGCAGUCAACAACUCAGCAUUGGCCAAAGCUAAUAAUGAUACACUUGAAGACAUGAACAGUCAACUUAGCUCAUUCAGUGGGCAAAUGGAGAACAUCACCACAGUUGCACAAGCCAAUGAACAAAAUCUUAAGGAUCUGCAGGAGCAUCAUAAAGAUUAUGAGAACAGAACUUCUGCCAAGUUUAACCAGCUAGAAGAGCGCUUUCAGCUCUUUGAGACAGAUAUAGUCAAUAUCAUUAGCAACAUCAGCUAUACUGCGCAUCAUCUGCGGACACUGACUAGCAAUCUCAAUGAGGUCAGGACAACUUGUACAGACACCUUAAGUAGACACACAGAUGACCUGACUUUUAUGAACAACACGCUAGCCAAUAUUCGUUUAGAUUCUACAUCUCUCAGGAUGCAACAGGAUGUGAUGAGAUCAAGAUUAGAUAUUGAAGUUGCAAAUUUAUCACUAAUUAUGGAAGAAAUGAAGCUGGUAGAUUCCAAACAUGGUCAGCUCAUCAAGAACUUCACAAUACUGCAAGGCCCUCCAGGUCCAAGGGGACCUAAAGGUGAGAGGGGACCCCAAGGGCCUUUUGGUCUCACUGGCCUAAAAGGGCAAAAAGGAGAAAAAGGUGAGCCAGGGCCACCAGGACCUGCCGGUGAAAAGGGCCCAGUUGGGCCAGUCGGGCCACCAGGAGAAAAAGGUGGUAAAGGUUCAAGAGGAUCACCUGGCUCCAAAGGUCAGAGAGGUUCUACUGGCAAGACUGGUUUGCCAGGACCUAAUGGAGACCCUGGACCACCAGGACCACCUGGCAAAGAUGGUCCUCCGGGUCCACCAGGUCCACCUGGAUUUCAAGGAUUGCAAGGAACUGUUGGAGAGCCUGGGGUACCUGGACCUCGAGGAUUGCCUGGUCUGCCUGGCAUACCAGGGAUGCCUGGGCCACCUGGGCCGCCUGGGCCGCCUGGGCCACCAGGUCCAGGGAUGCCUAUGGCCCUGAAAAGUGAGCCAACAUCAAUACCUGAGGCUAAUGGUUGUUCUGCUCACUGGAAGAACUUUACAGAAAAAUGCUACUACUUUUCAUCUGAAAGAGAAAUUUUUGAAGAUGCAAAAGUUUUCUGUGACGAGAAGUCCUCACAUCUGGUUUUCAUAAACAACAAAGAGGAGCAGCAAUGGAUAAAAAGACAGAUUGCUGGGAAAGGCAACUUCUGGAUUGGGCUCACAGAUUCAGAGCAAGAGAAUGCGUGGAGAUGGCUGGAUGGAACCUUACCAGAGUACACAAACUGGAAAAGUGGGCAGCCUGAUAACUGGAGUACUGGGCAAGGGCCAGGGGAAGAUUGUGCUGGAUUAAUCUCUGCUGGGCUCUGGAAUGACUUUCAAUGUGAAGAUGUUAACAGUUUUAUUUGUGAAAAAGACAUGGACAAAGCCUAGGCACCUGGAUUGUAAUAGGCUGUGAAUUUACAGACACAAAUACAAAUUACUAAAAAAUCCCAUGGGACUUCAUCAUCUCCUAACAAAAUUGAAAAGGAAGCACUGAAAACUGGUUUAAUGCAAAAAAAAAAAAAAAAAAAAGAAUUCAGCCACAACUCGUCUUUGCCAUCUUGUGAUUAUUCAAGGAUUCUGGACCCACAGCACAAUGCAUUUAUUGGAAAUGCAAUUGGACUGAAUCAGUGACAUAUUUUUGUCAACCAGUGACCAUACAAGUGUACAAGUUUUGUCUUAAAACACAUGAAAUAUAGCAGUCUGAGUAAGACUCUUGGUCAUUGAGCUAUAGGAAAUACGUAUAAAGCUACAGUGUAAACAGUACAUUUCAUUUGCUAAAAUCCCAAAUAUAGGAAAAUUAUUCAGAUACACACAUAUAGUAUAUAGAUUUUAUAUAAAUAUAUAUAUAGUCAAGUUCUUAUCGAUAAUAUGGAAUAUACUUUUAAGAGCUUUUAAAACUUUGUAUUUUUGUACAAAAUAUUUGCUUUUUACAUUUGUUCUUUUUUAUUGUCUUUUUUUUUUUAACAAAUAUAGUACACAGGGGCCAAAGAAAACAGUAAGGGUACUAAUAAUAAUUCAGGCUGUUGUCAGACUUAGCUCUGCUCAGCUAUAGAAAAAUAUUUUCCAAUUUAAAAAAAAAUGUUUUUUCCCAGAUGAACCACUCUGGUUAAAUAACUUUGAAGCUGAUUUUAGAUAGUAUUUUUAUGCAAGUCUACUCUGAGGUGAGUAACCGCUAAAUAGAUCAGGGACUAGAUAUUCAUGAUAGCCAUAAUCACAGUGAACCAUCAAUGCACUGCUGUACUAUAGGGGUCAUGUUAACACAAGACACUGUGAUGUCUGCCUUACUUCCCUCCCUCCCUCCCUGUCUACAGAAAAAUAUCACAGAAUUAAGUCACUAGAUUUUUUUUAAUGUUUUAAUUAUUUCUCUAUUAAAAAGCAGUUUUUAGGAGCUCUGCCAUAACAAGUGCUGCUUACUACUGAAAGUCAAACUAGGAAGACAUUAAAAGACAUUUAUAAAACAGAAACAAAAAAUUUGAGCAUACUGAAAUGUGGUGGGGGGUUUUAGGCUGGAUUUCAAAAUGUGGUAAUAAAACAUGAUGUAUUCUAAAAGGUCAAGUCAACCUGCAUUUCUCUAAAAUGUUUUAAUGUAAAUUAAUCUUGUGACUUCCUUGGCCCAAUCCUCCCCUGCCAAAAAAACUAGUAAAAUUAAGUAUGCUACCACCAGAAUUUAGUAUGGUUAAUGGAUGAUAUCACUGUCCAACCCUCUUCCUUCAUAUCCCUAAAGAGCUGUUGCCUAGACAACAGCAACACUGCCUAUCUUAAAAAAAAUAAAUAAAUAAACA